Molecule: messenger RNA, 936 nt
Organism: Racocetra persica
Lineage: Eukaryota; Fungi; Glomeromycota; Glomeromycetes; Diversisporales; Gigasporaceae
Source: the annotation of a GenBank genome assembly
AUGCUCGAUCUUAGAGUUGAUGAAAGCACAAUUUCGUGUAUUUUGAAAAUAGCUGAAGAACAACUUGACAAUAAUAACAUUAAUUCUAAUACAAAGCAGCACAAAACUGUUACCUAUCCAGAACUUGAUCUCGCUCUUAAAGAGUUGGAACCUGAUCAUACAUUGGCAACCCAAUAUCAUUCUGGACAUAAAACAAACAAAGAGCAAAAUGCUAAUAGCUCUCAUAAAUUAAAUCCUCUUAUAAUUGGAAAAUAUAAAAAACCACGCUGCUUUAAAAACAUCAAUAUUAGUAAUUUGCUAAUGACAUAUAGAAAUAGUACUAAAGCCUGGAUGAUCAUAUCUCUCUUUCAAGAAUGGGUUCUUGAAUUUGAUUACCAAGUCGGUUUGAAGUAUCGGGGCCAAUGUGUGCUUUUACUCCUUAAUAACUGUUCUAGCCAUGAUAUUAGUGGUGUUACUCUCAGAUUUACUGAUAUCUUAUUUUUGGCUUCAAACACAACUUCGAGAAUUCAGCUCAUGAAUGCUAGUUAUCACACAAAGAUUAUUUCCACAAAUGACAAUUCUGGUUUAGGUUCUUUAGAAGAUUUUUGCCAAACUACAGAUCCUGUUCUUAAUGACAUUGCCAAUGCACUUGAAGCCCUUGGCCUUCCCGAUUCUAUAAACAUUAAAGAGUUUCUGGCAAUUCCCAAAAAAAAUGUUGUUUAUGAAGUUUCCCUUGAUAAUCAAGUGAUUAUAGAGCUUGUUGAAACUUUUAAAAUGAAUAACCCAACUGAUACAGACUUGGAAGAUGCUGAUGAUAGUCUUGAAAUCCUCAUUGUUAGUACCAACAUGGCAACUGUGAGUUUGAAAACUAUGCUUACAUUUUUGCUUCAGCAGAAUAAUAUGAAAAUAUAUAUUAAUCUUGUAGAAAGAAUUGAAAAAUUUAUUAAAAAGACAAAG